AUGGACCGUCCUGCGGUCGCCACCGUACAAAUCAAAAACACGGGCAAGCUGGCGGGCGCCCAGAUUCUCCAACUGUACAUCUCUGCCCCCGAAUCCCCAACCCCGCGCCCAAGCAAGGAACUGCACGGUUUCGAAAAAGUAUUUCUGCAGCCUGGGGAAGAAAAAACGGUUGACAUCCAGCUGGACCGAUAUGCGACCAGCUUCUGGGACGAGAUCGAGGACAUGUGGAAGAGCGAACAAGGGUUGUAUGAAGUGUUGAUUGGAACCUCUAGCCAGGAAGUGGUGGCCCGGGGCAAAUUCCAAGUGGAUCGCACCACGUAUUGGCGGGGACUCUAA
This is a messenger RNA of Penicillium samsonianum, 336 nucleotides long. RefSeq lists its product as uncharacterized. The record is from RefSeq and is a predicted model, not a curated record. Gene Ontology annotation, molecular function: beta-glucosidase activity. The coding region runs from base 1 to 336 and encodes 111 amino acids. Gene Ontology annotation, biological process: glucan catabolic process. NCBI's taxonomy places the organism in Eukaryota, Fungi, Ascomycota, Eurotiomycetes, Eurotiales, Aspergillaceae. The transcript has a single exon.